Molecule: messenger RNA, 3628 nt
Organism: Gymnodraco acuticeps
Lineage: Eukaryota; Metazoa; Chordata; Actinopteri; Perciformes; Bathydraconidae
Exons: 2
Coding region: 191-2788 (865 amino acids)
Molecular function (GO): zinc ion binding; nucleic acid binding
Source: RefSeq, a predicted model, not a curated record
GAAAGGUGUAAAGUUCAAUUAAGCUGUUUUUUGCACAUUUUCUAUUUUAAGUGCAUUUCUACCUCUAUUGAAGUCUUAUAGGGUACAUUUAAGUCACACUUACAUUUGAGUAAGUGUUGAAAGUUCAUUAAAAGGUUUAACUGCAUUUUGCUGUUUAUAAAAGUGAGUCACUUUAAAGUAGUGAUUACUAAUGUCUAAGUCUAGUGAGCCUACAAUUCAGGUUAGGGAAAGUGCAGAGUCCCAAUACGAAGCUGUGGAUAACACUGAAGCACAGCAGCUAAGAAGAGGUCAAAGAACUAAAACUCCUACAGAAAAGGGUAGAGAAAUGCAAGAAGAACAAAUGAAAACGCUCCUACAAAAGUUCAACUACAAUUAUGAGAAAUGGAGAACACAAGUGAAAACAGCUAAGCGGCCAUUAUCUCAAACAACAGAGUCUUUGUCUGAGGAUUUGCUUAAUGACAUAAUUCAUGAUGUCACAAGUUUGUCAGAAGAUGUCAAACAUGUUUAUGAGGAUCUGCGUACAAUCUCAACUCCAGACCAGGACACGCGUCGAAGAGUGGAUCUGUGUGCAGAGAUUUCUAAGUUUGUCAUCAUCAGAGCCUCAAGUCUCCUCGAUGGAAAGGUUCCAGAAGGAGAAAAGAAAGAUUGGCCUGAAGCAGGUUCUCUCUUUAACUCAAGCACCUACACUUCUUCUUCGAAAAGCAACUCCAAGCAAUCGAACCAGUCUUCUGUGAAACGACAAGAAGCUGCUGCUGAGGCUGCUGCAAGCCAAGCUGUUCUGAAAGUGUUACAAGAACAAGAAAGAGAACAUUUGGAGAUUCAGUGCCUGGAAGCAGAAGCUAAAAGAAAGAUAGCUGAUCAAGAGACUGCAGCCAUGAGGCGUCGUUCAGAAAGAGAAUCAGAAGAGUUAAGACAUCGUUCAGAAAGAGAAUCAGAAGAGUUAAGACAUCGUUCAGAAAGCGAGGAAGAGAAAGCUAAAAUUAAAGCUUGUCUAGAAGAAGAGCAUGUAGCUCUACAACAGACUCUGGAUGACAAACGGAGAAAAAUACAGCAUUUGGAAGCAGUAAAAGAUUUAAAUGCAGCACGAGCAAGAAUGCAAGUGUAUGACCAAGAAGAGUCCAUUAAAGAAGAAUGGAAAGACGUGCUAGAGAGGGAUCUGGUAAGUAACCCAGUGCCUGCUCCCACAAGUCCUCAACGACAGGUUAUCACUACUUCCUCAAGUGAAAGUACAGCAGAGCUUGUUAAGGUGCUAGCUGGUGCCUUAACUGCCAACAGAAUUCCAGUUCCUGAACCCUCAGUAUUCAGUGGGGAUGCAUUGAAAUACAAUUACUGGAAACUUUCAUUUGAAAUACUGAUUGACCAGAAGAACAUCCAAGACAAAGAAAAUAUAUACUACUUAAGGAGAUAUGUUGGUGGACAAGCUAAGAAAGCACUUGAUGGUUAUUUCCUGCUCGGAACCAAAUCUGCCUAUGUUGCAGCAUGGGAGAUUUUGGAGGAGAGAUAUGGGAAUCCAUUUACAAUUGCAAAAGCCUAUAGAGACAAGCUUCAAUCGUGGCCCAAGAUAGGAUCUAAGGACAGCUUUGAGCUCAGAGAUUUUGCAGACUUUCUCCGUAGUUGCGAGGCUGCCAUGGUCCAUAUCAAGGCAUUAGAGAUCUUGAAUGACUGUAAUGAAAACAGGCAAAUACUUUCAAAAUUACCAGAUUGGCUAACUGCAAGCUGGAAUCGGAAGGUUACUGAAGUCCAAGAAGACAGUAAACAAUUUCCCUCCUUCAGCCAAUUUGUAAAGUUUUUGACAAGAGAAGCAAAGAUUGCCUGUAACCCUGUCACAUCAUUGCAAUCACUGAAGCAAGGUGAAGCUGAAAACACCAAAUCUCAAAGACAACAAAGCUUUGCAGCAAAGACACUGACCACAAGUUCAGACGAAAACACUGUCUUAACAUGUAUUCUCUGUAAGAAGAAUUGGCAUUCCUUGCACAAUUGCAGGAAGUUCAUGGAGCAAGCUGUCCCAGACAGAAUCAAGUACAUUCAAGCUCAGAAGCUAUGCUUUGGAUGUCUCGAGACUGGCCAUCAGUCAAGGAGCUGCCACAGUAGGAGUGUAUGUGAAGUGUGCAAGAAGCAACAUCCUACCUGUCUGCAUGAAGAGCGUACAAAUCGAGAAAGAUACAAAGAAAGACUUCAACCAACACAACAAGAAGAAAGAACCACAGCGGCUAUUUCCAACAGAGUAAUACUUGGUGAAGGUAAUACACAAACAGCUGCUAUAAUUCCAGUCUGGCUUUCAUCCACAUGUCAACCAGCAGAAGAAAUCCUUGUAUACGCUCUGUUGGAUUCUCAAAGUGACACAACAUUUGUGCUAAGUGAAGUAGCUGAGGCUUUGGAAGCAAGUAAACAACAAGUCAAGCUCAAGCUAUCUACUAUGACCUCAAGAACCACAGUUGUAAGCGCUCAAAGAGUGAACAACUUACAAGUCAGAGGCUUUUACUCCGGUAAAAAGAUUCCCUUACCACCAGUCUAUACACGUGACUUCAUUCCAGCCAACAGAACUCACAUACCAACAGAUGAAACUGCAAAAGCUUGGUCUCAUCUCGAGCACCUCCAAGGAGAGAUUGCACCUCUGCAAGACUGUGAAGUGGGUCUGCUCAUAGGGUACAACUACUCACAAGCUUUACUUCCAAGAGAAGUUGUGUCUGGUAAAGAAAAUCAACCUUACGCACAACGUACAGACCUUGGAUGGAGUAUUGUUGGAAACAUGAAUCCCUGUCUAGAUUAUGGAGACGCCAUCGCAUAGUAGUAAGACAAGUGACACCAGGUGUAGAACCUUCUCUCAGUCUCAAAAAUGAAGUACACUAUGUGAGCCGAACCAAAGUUAAAGACAAUCCAGCAGAUCAUGCCUCAAGGUUUAACUGCAGAGCAACUGAAGACUUCAAACUGGUUCACAGGACCAAAGUUUAUUUGGCAAAAGGACCUACCUGUAAGAGAAUGCAAGGUGGGAGAAAUCAAUAAGGAUGAUCCUGAACUUCGCAAGGAAGACGGGUCAUUAUUGGAUCGCUUACAGAAAUGCUCUGAUUGGUCAAGAGCAGUUGCAAGACUGAAACGACAUGCCAAAGAACACCAAGGUGUGAAACAAAGAACCAAUGAAUGUACAACCAUUCAAAGGCGAAAGACCAAAGUUACCUGACAACAAGACGUGUGCAGUACACCGCCUAAAUUGUCUUGAAAGAAGACUAAAGAAGUCUUUCCAGGGUCAGAUAGUAGGGUCAGAAAACUUAAAUUACUGGUUAGCCAAAGCACAUUUGACAAAAAGGGUAAACCCACAAUUAGGACUGUGUUCCUUGAAAGACCUGCACACAAGGUUGUUACUCUGCUUGAGGCAGAAUAAGGUGUUUAAUGUGUUGCCUGAGAUUCCAUGUUAAGUUGUUAUCUACAGGUAAUGUCUAUUUCAAAGGGUAAAGCAUGUACUUUGUACAAUAAUCUUUUGUGUGAAAUCUCACGAGUAAUGUGUGAUUUGGUGGGAGUGUAAGUGCAGCCUUGACAUGUUCAUAAUUUAACUGUAAUGUGUAUUUUCUAAGUGUAAUAAUAAUUAUUGUUGUAAUGUUUCAUGCGUGCAAUAUUUCGUCUUUUAUUUUGA